Molecule: messenger RNA, 2286 nt
Organism: Tarenaya hassleriana
Lineage: Eukaryota; Viridiplantae; Streptophyta; Magnoliopsida; Brassicales; Cleomaceae
Product: replication protein A 70 kDa DNA-binding subunit A
Exons: 2
Coding region: 207-2147 (646 amino acids)
Biological process (GO): nucleotide-excision repair; meiotic cell cycle; telomere maintenance via telomerase
Cellular component (GO): DNA replication factor A complex; nucleus
Molecular function (GO): damaged DNA binding; single-stranded telomeric DNA binding
Source: RefSeq, a predicted model, not a curated record
GUCCAGAUAUGAGAUUGGAAACUCGCGUGUCUCUAUAGUUUCUCCCGCAAGAUUCCGCCUCAAUCUUCCUUUGUGAAUUCUCUCGUCACCACCAUAUCCACUUGCGUCUUCUAUUUCUCUCCGUAGUACUUCUCCUUUUUCGUUUCGGCUUCCCGAUCUCCAUUUCUAGGGUUUUGUCUCCUCGUCGGAUCUCCCGAUCGGAAUCCAUGCCGGUGAACUUGACUCCGAACGCCAUCUCGGCGAUAAACGCCGGCGACGUGAACUCGAGGCCUCUGGUUCAGGUUCUAGAUAUCAAGCUGAUCGGAAGCAACCGGGAGAGACAGGAAAUGACGAAGAACCAGGAGAGGUUCCGUUUCCUCAUCUCCGAUGGCGUCUCGGCUCAGCACGCGAUGCUCGCGACUCAGCUCAACGACCGAGUCAAGACUGGUCAGGUUAAGAAGGGCUCCGUCAUUCAGCUCAUUGAUUACAUCUGCAGCGCCGUUCAAGGCCGCAAGAUUAUUGUGGUGCUCAACAUGGAGACUAUAAUACCUGAUUGUGAAAUUAUCGGAAACCCCAAAACAUCAACAGAAUCAGAACCAGGGGCUCAAAAACCAUCAUCAGUUCUUGGCAAUUUACAACCGCCAAAUAGAGUGGUUUCUAAUGAAUCGGAUUUUCAGAAUCCUGUUAAUAAAGCACCACCCAGGGGUGUAAUUCAAAAUCAAGCCAACAGCGCCCCGAAUUUCCGGCCAUCUGUUCAACCUGCAUAUCAACCACCUCCAAACUACAGAAAUCAUGGAGCAAUAAUGAAGAAUGAGGCUCCAGCUCGAAUCAUUCCUAUUGCUGCUCUCAAUCCAUACCAAGGUCGGUGGGCUAUUAAGGCUAGAGUAACAGCGAAAGGAGAGAUCAGGCGAUACAACAAUGCCCGGGGAGAUGGGAAGGUUUUCUCCUUUGACCUGCUUGAUUCUGAUGGAGGGGAGAUACGUGUUACCUGUUUCAAUGCUGUUGUUGACCGCUUCUAUGAUGUUAUCGAGGUCGGCAAGGUGUACUUGAUUUCAAAGGGAAGCUUGAAGCCUGCUAAGAAAAAUUUCAACCCCUUGAAGAAUGAUUGGGAGAUUUUCUUGGAGUCAACCUCGACUGUGGAUCUUUGCCCUGACGAAGAUGGCUCCAUACCAAGACAGCAGUUCUCCUUCCGACCCAUAAGCGACAUCGAGAACGCUGAGAACAAUUCCAUAUUUGAUGUCAUUGGGGUUGUAACUUCUGUGAAUCCCUCGGUCCCGAUAUUGAGGAAGAAUGGGAUGGAAACCCAAAGAAGAAUCCUAAAUCUGAAGGACGAAUCUGGCAAGACUGUAGAGCUUACACUAUGGGGGGAUUUCUGCAACAGAGAUGGUCGAGAACUUGAAGACAUGGUCGACUCUGGCUUUUACCCAGUUUUAGCAGUCAAAGCUGGAAAAGUGAGCGACUUCAGCGGGAAGUCAAUUGGGACAAUAUCUUCAACCCAGCUCUUUAUAAAUCCCGAUUUUCCAGAAGCUCGUAGAUUGAGAGAUUGGUUUGAUCGAGGGGGAAAGGAUGCUGCCUCCAUGUCCAUCUCUAGAGACGGUAUUUCUGGGGCUCCCAAGAACGAGAUACGCAAAACUGUGUCUCAGAUCAAAGAUGAAGGUCUCGGGAGAUCAGAUAAGCCAGACUGGGUCACAGUGAAAGCGACCAUUACGUUCAUCAAAACCGAUAAUUUCUGUUACACAGCUUGCCCAUUGAUGAUCGGAGAUAGACAAUGCAACAAGAAGGUAACACGGACAGGACAAAACAGGUGGCUAUGUGACCGGUGCAAUAAAGAGAUGGACGAAUGUGAAUACAGAUAUCUUCUUCAGGUGCAGAUCCAAGACCACACGGGUUUGACCUGGGUUACAGCGUUUCAGGAAGCCGGUGAAGAAAUCAUGGGAUGUCCGGCCAAACAGCUAUACAAUUUGAAAUACGAACUACAGGACGAUACAAAUUUCUCGGAGAUUGUUCGAGGCAGACUCUUUCGUGAGUACCUCUUCAGGCUCAAGAUCAAAGAGGAGAUGUAUGGCGACGAACAAAGAGUGAAGAUCACGGUCGUCAAGGUGGACGAGGUGAAUUACUCGUCCGAAAGUAAACACUUGCUCGAAUCGCUCUCGAGGUUACAUAGUUAGGGAGCAGCUCUGAUACGCGAAUCUCCACCUUCGAUUUAUUGUCGUCUUGGAUAAUCAAUUAGGUUGAACGAGUCAUUAGUAUGAUGAGAAGAAUCUGUUACGUUGGUAUUUUAAUUUCAAUGAAUUCGAAUUCCGGAUU